Molecule: messenger RNA, 405 nt
Organism: Penicillium brevicompactum
Lineage: Eukaryota; Fungi; Ascomycota; Eurotiomycetes; Eurotiales; Aspergillaceae
Product: DNA polymerase III clamp loader complex gamma/delta/delta subunit C-terminal
Exons: 1
Coding region: 1-405 (134 amino acids)
Source: RefSeq, a predicted model, not a curated record
AUGUCGACCAACCACAGUGAACAAACCGAGCAUAGUAAUGGGGAGUCCGUAACCCAAUCUUCAACCCCUGCACUAGCACCUGCCCACGGUACAGUGGUGCCAGCUCCAAACAUCCCAAACAGACAUCAUGCAUUGAUGAUUGGCUUUGGCUUUCGCCUCUAUGCCGAAGUCAGAUCAGCCGACUUACCAGAAUUGCGGGAAGACUGUGUGGUUCUGCGCGUUCUCGCAACCCCCGUCUCACCUCUCGCCCAGGAGACGUUGGCCAUGUAUGCAAAAUUUGGCGUGGGACGCCCCGGCAGACAGCCCAUGCUCCCAGGCUCGAGUGCUAUUGCUCGAAUCGUCAAAGUCGCUAGUGAUGUGACAUCGUUGCACGUUGGCCAACUUGUCUUUUUGAUCCGGCCUUGA